Messenger RNA from Penaeus monodon (black tiger shrimp), 672 nucleotides. RefSeq lists its product as uncharacterized. The record is from RefSeq and is a predicted model, not a curated record. The transcript has 4 exons. Lineage: Eukaryota; Metazoa; Arthropoda; Malacostraca; Decapoda; Penaeidae. Bases 1 to 672 code for a protein of 223 amino acids.
AUGUCCUUAAAUUUUCCAAGCCCCGCGGUGCCCGCGGGGUGGGCAGGGGGGGUACCGAGACAAGGGAAGAACCCCCCCGGCACGACCGAGCGCAUCUGGGACAAAGGGCACGACCGAGAGCCUCCCCCUUUUGCGGGUCGUGUGGGCCCGUCAAAAUUUUGGCUCUUUCUAGCUACCCUUGGACUGGGUUCAAACCCCCUUUGGGUCGUCCCCAAGUUUCAAACCCGGAUCCAAAAACCGGUCAUAGAGGGCCCGAAAACCUUUUCCCUUGGUGGUGGUUUGGGGAAGGGUAACCCCUUCGCUUGGUUGAAAGCCCCCUUGCGUGGGGUCCCCGGGAGUGAUAUCCUGAGUCCCUCCUCUACCUGGAGUACUGAAAGGCCCCCUAGUAAGCUAAAAGGGGGUGACGCGACUGUCCUUAAAUUUUCCCCAAGAAAGCGAGUGCCCCCCGGGGGAGUGUAUCCUAGUCCCCCCUCUACCCGGGGUACUGGGAAAGGACCCCCCAUAAAACCUAAUAGGGGUGACGCUGACUGUCCUUAUUGUCCCAAGCCCGCGAUGCCCGCGGGGAGAAGCCCCUUGCGUGGGUCCCAGGGGGUGUAUCCUGAGUCCCCCCUCUACCUGGAGAUGGAAGGACCCCCUAGUAAGCCUAAAAAGGGAGACGCUGACUGUCCUUAA